Nannospalax galili (Upper Galilee mountains blind mole rat) is the source of this 1328-nucleotide messenger RNA. RefSeq lists its product as uncharacterized. The transcript has 2 exons. Bases 630 to 1247 code for a protein of 205 amino acids. NCBI's taxonomy places the organism in Eukaryota, Metazoa, Chordata, Mammalia, Rodentia, Spalacidae. Gene Ontology annotation, biological process: virion assembly. The record is from RefSeq and is a predicted model, not a curated record.
AGAGGACCCCAGAGUGCUGAGUCUGCCUGAUCCCAUCGGUGAGUGUCUCUUGUCUCUGUGUCUUUUGUAUUUGUGCGCAUCUGGUUUUUGGGCACAGUUUGAGAUUGCCUGUUGGAGGUCUAGGCGGACGUGCUGGAAGGCCCCAGGCUGUGGGACUCCGGAGACAUCCCAGACCCACCUGGUGGGGAUUGGAUCCCCUUGGUAAGCUUGGGAGGACGAAGCGGGCCGCGCCUGCUGGGAGGCGAGAGGCCAUCAUCCUAUUUUCAGUUUAAGGCACCAAUUAACCAUGUGUUGUUUUUCUGUGUAUUUGUGCUUUUUGUUGUGUUUGUGACUUUUACUGCAUUAGAAGAGAUGGGACAGAACCAAGUAACUCCUCUUAGCCUUUUCCAGGAUCACUUCUCGGAGUUCAAAGCCCAGGCUCUUAGCCUGGGGUUAAGAGUAAAGAAAGGGAAGCUUUUUAUGUUUUGCAGGAAUGAAUGGCCAACCUUUGGGGCCGGUUGGCCUGAAGAAGGGACGUUCAACCUGCCCUCCAUCUACAGAGUAAAGGAUACAAUUUAUGGCAGUCCAGGCCACCCUGAUCAGGUCCCUUACCUCACGACUUGGUAGGUUAUGAUGGAGGAGCCUCCAAAAUGGUUAAAGCCAUUCCUCCCCCCACCCCCCGGCCGCUGGCCCAAAGCCAACCAUCCUCACCCUGCACUAAACUCUCUGCCCCUCUCUACCCUCUCUUUCAAGGAGGCACAGGGGAAGAACUUCUGCUUGAGCCACACCCCUAUCAGCCUGUCCCACAAGCAGAGCCUCAGGACACCCUGGGGGAGAUGGAGGCAGCCCCACCCCAGGAGAUGGAAGAACACCCUCCCCAGACAUGGAGGAGGGUCCAAAGGGAACAGCCAUGGCUGGUGGCAGACUCUACUGUCCUCCCCCUCCAGGCUGUGGGGCCGCUCACUAAAGCAGGGGACCAACAGAUGCAGUAUUGGCCAUUUGCAACUAGCGACCUCUACAAUUGGAAGCUGCAAACAGCUAAAUUCUCUGAAAAGCCCCAAGGGCUAAUUGAUUUGCUAGAAUCUGUUUUGCAGGUCUUGUUCACCACUGAAGAAAGAGACCGGAUCCUGGUUGAAGCCCGCAAGCUGGUCCCUGGGGUGGAUGGGAAUCCCACCACCAAUCAGGCCCUGAUAGAUGAAGCCUUUCCCCUGGUUAGGCCGAAUUGGGACUUCAAUGUGGCUGAAGAAAUUGGACAGACUGGCAGAUAAAACCCUGCCAGAGCUUCUGGAAGUGGCUGAGAAAGUCUACAAUCAUCAAGAGAGUCCUGAGGACAAGCAGGCCCAGGUCGC